AUGGAAACUACUAAGAAAUGGCUAGAUGGAGAAUCUUUCUUUACGGGUCCUUUAAUUUUUCUUAUGGUAUCCUUUUUUGAUCGGGUACAAAGGAAGGGGUUAGAGAUACCACGUCAAGUUCCAUUAAUAUCAUUGUGGAACCAAGAAAGGUUCCAUACAAGAUUGAAGUUUGAGAAAGACCUUGGAUUUGGAAAAGGAAAAGUACUAGAAAGAAUGAAAUUGAAUGUGGGAUUGGAAAAAAGGCAAGAGAAUGACAAAGGCAAGAAGAAAGAGCAACCCUUGACAAUUAGAGAAAAACAAGGGGAGAAGAAAGUAAUAAAAAAGCAAGGGAAAGACAAAGGAAAAGAGAAAGUUGUGGAAAACCAAUCAAUGACAUGUGAUUCUAUCACGUCUCCAAAUGAUAUGAUGGGUUUUUUAAGCAAAUUUGGAGAUUUGGCAAAAAGUCUUGCAUCGAAUGUAAAAGAGAUGUAUAGCAUGUUGGAACAAGCAAAGGAUAUCUUUGUUGAGGAAGAAACAACGGGGAAAAUGCAUCAUCUUAUAGACAACAUUUGGUGCAAGUAUACCACAAAGCCAUUGGUAAAUCAAGAAGAAGAAAAGCAACAGACAAAAAGUCCUUCCAUACUUAGUCAAGAUCAACAUUUCUUCGAUGAACCGACAUUCAUAGAAGAAUUGGAUAUGUUGAUGAACAUAGCAUGGAAGAAAUUUAAUGUUGAAUAG
Messenger RNA from Chenopodium quinoa (quinoa), 717 nucleotides. RefSeq lists its product as uncharacterized. The transcript is spliced from 5 exons. Lineage: Eukaryota; Viridiplantae; Streptophyta; Magnoliopsida; Caryophyllales; Amaranthaceae. The record is from RefSeq and is a predicted model, not a curated record. The coding region runs from base 1 to 717 and encodes 238 amino acids.